AUGCCGAGCCUAUUAGGCAAACGCAAGUCACGGGCUACAGUAGAGGAGCCUGAGGCAAUUGCCGAUGCCCAAGAACUCCUCAGGCAACACUUCGAGGCGCGUUUCAAGCCACUCGCCGGUGCCGCUGCCGCCCCCUGUGCCGCUCAAAAGAAGACAACCAACAACGACUCCAACGGCGAUGGCAUCGACGCUAGCCAGGAUGAUGACGACAGCGACGUCAAUUCGGAUCAAUCUGACUCGGAUUGGGGCGGGGUUUCGGACGAUGAGAAUGAAGACGAGGACGAGGACGAGGAGGAUACCGGAGCACAUGUCGUCGAGGUAGUUGAUCAUACAUCCAGCACCUCAACCACAACCACAACAAUGAGCAAACGGGAGCUCAAAGCUUACCUCUCAGCCCAGUCCUCCCGCCCACCAGACCCCAGUCAGCUCGCGGCGCAGACGACAGCCACCAACUCCAAAAAGACACCUGCCGAUGGGGACCCCGAAGACAGCGCCGCCUUCCUGGCCAACGACCUAGCCUUGCAGCGGCUUAUUUCCGAGUCCCACAUCCUGUCGGCGGCCGGCGCAAAUCCGUCCCACUGGCAAUCUGAGCACGCCGCUGGCACCGCCACCAACGUCCGUGCCUUCGCCGCUGGUCGCACGGCCCGCAAGACGACCGACAUGCGCGUGCAGGCCCUGGGGGCCAAGGAGAGCAUCCUAAGUCAGGCCAAGAUGCCCAUGUCCAUGCGCAAAGGCAUUGUCAGUGCCGCCGCGGUGAAGGAAGACAAGAGGCGGAGAGAGGCACGGGAGAACGGCAUCAUCCUCGAGCGGGAGACGAAGAAGGCCAGAGUUACCAAAAAGAAGGGGAGGAGUGAUAGGCCAGUCGACCUUCCCGGUGUGGGUAGGAUGAAGGGCGCCGAGCUACGGGUUAGCGCCCGAGAAGCGCGCGAGAUCGCCGCUUCGGCUGGGCCGUUGGCCAUCAAGGAGUGUUCGGCCCUGUGGGACAAGAGUGCGCAGCCGGGCCGUCUUACCAACGGGCCUGUCUUGGAGAGGCCGGGAAUCAGAGGAACGUGCCUUGGAAAACAAGCCCAGACGGCGUCACGCAAAGAUGAGAAAUUGAAUCUGAUACCCGACGACCACUCAACGGUCCCCGUGUACGAGCCACAAUCCCAAGCUGCUACCAUGUGUCUGCCCGUCUGUGUGAUCUCUGUCUCUGUGCGCCCUCGCUCGCCGCCCCAAAGGGCCAUCAUCAAGUGUACAAACACCAACAACACCACCACCCUGUGCCCCCUCCCCCAAACCUACGCGCAGUCUGUACAACAUCACCCAUUUUAUAUGUUGGGCCCGGACCAAGCGGCUGAGCCGGUCCUACCCAACCCAACCCUUUCGGCUCGUGAACCAAUCGAGCAACCCCAACCGACCAACUGGCUGACAAUGACCACCAGCCAAGGGAACCCCAAUCCAAAAAUCCAACAAUCCAACAAGCCAGCCAGCCACGCACUGCCAGACACUGCUAGACACUGCCCAACCAGACUAGUCGAGCCCACCGGGCCCGAUAUCUGGGCCGCCCCCGAACCGGUCGAUCGGGGCGGGCACCCACCCACCCAAGCGGCCGGCACUCUCUCGGCCUUGGGUUGGGACGGCCAGCUACGUAUACGUGCAGGUGUAACACGUGGUGGUGUGUAG
This is a messenger RNA of Chaetomium globosum CBS 148.51, 1665 nucleotides long. RefSeq lists its product as uncharacterized. Lineage: Eukaryota; Fungi; Ascomycota; Sordariomycetes; Sordariales; Chaetomiaceae. The record is from RefSeq and is a predicted model, not a curated record. Gene Ontology annotation, biological process: maturation of SSU-rRNA from tricistronic rRNA transcript (SSU-rRNA, 5.8S rRNA, LSU-rRNA). Gene Ontology annotation, cellular component: nucleolus. The transcript has 5 exons. Bases 1 to 1665 code for a protein of 554 amino acids.